Serpula lacrymans var. lacrymans S7.9 is the source of this 632-nucleotide messenger RNA. RefSeq names its product hydrophobin (gene slh7). The record is from RefSeq and is a predicted model, not a curated record. Gene Ontology annotation, cellular component: fungal-type cell wall. Lineage: Eukaryota; Fungi; Basidiomycota; Agaricomycetes; Boletales; Serpulaceae. Gene Ontology annotation, molecular function: structural constituent of cell wall. The transcript is spliced from 4 exons. Bases 66 to 464 code for a protein of 132 amino acids.
AGUCCAGUAACUUGCAAUAGCUCAACUUGAACUUGACCAACCAACUACUUAACCAACCAACAACAAUGUUCUCUCGUCUAUCCACCGUUGUCUUCUACGUACUUUUCGCCUUGACCGCUUUCGCGGCCGCUACACCUUGGGCAACCACCACACCCCCAGUGACCACCACUGUUACCAUCACCGCUACCGCACCGGGAACUACUAUCACCUCUGUUAGUCAAUGCAACACUGGUGACUUGCAGUGUUGCAAUAGCGUUGAGAGUGCCUCCUCAGCAGGUGCCUCCUUGCUCCUUGGUCUCUUGGGCAUUGUGCUGAGCGAUGUCACUGGACUUGUUGGAAUUACUUGCUCCCCUCUCUCCGUCAUUGGUAUCGGUAGCUCUAGCUGCACUGCUGAGCCCGUCUGCUGCGAGAACAACAGCUUCAACGGGCUCAUUUCCCUUGGCUGCUCCCCUAUUACUCUUUAAACGGUUAUAAGGAUUCUAGUUGGUGACAAAGAGUUUCUUCGGGUAUAUAAAGUUUGAACAAUGGCUCGUGGAUUAGGGCGUAACUAUCUUGUACUCUUGUGUAACUGAUCUUGUAUGAAAUGUGCAUGGGGAUGUUAUUUGCCACUUACUUAACGCGGCGAAAUUCAA